Apis cerana (Asiatic honeybee) is the source of this 1503-nucleotide messenger RNA. Its product is annotated as putative serine protease K12H4.7. The record is from RefSeq and is a predicted model, not a curated record. Gene Ontology annotation, molecular function: serine-type exopeptidase activity; dipeptidyl-peptidase activity. Gene Ontology annotation, biological process: proteolysis. NCBI's taxonomy places the organism in Eukaryota, Metazoa, Arthropoda, Insecta, Hymenoptera, Apidae.
AUGAAUUUUUUAAGUUUCCUAUUUUUAUUGUGUUGUAUUUAUCAUCCCGGUCACGGUGUCGGUCUUCACGGAUUUCAUUUCCACGGUUUGGAAGAACCGCAAUCUCUCAAUAAAGCGAUUCAGGAAAAUAUUACCGAAGCAUGGAUCCAGCAGCCCUUAGAUCAUUUCAAUCCCCGAGACAACCGUACUUGGUCGAUGCGUUAUCUUGAAAAUUCAAGAUUUUUCAAAAAAAAUGGGCCAAUAUUGAUCAUGAUCGGAGGAGAAUGGGCAAUAUCUAAGGGCUUCUUAGAGGCUGGUUUAAUGUACGAGCUUGCAUCUAAUCACAACGCGAGCAUGUAUUACACCGAGCAUCGUUAUUACGGCAAAAGUAAACCGACCAACGACACUAGUUCGAGAAACUUGCAGUAUCUAAGCGUCGAUCAGGCACUUGCCGAUCUAGCGUAUUUUAUCAAAACGAAAAAGAAGGACGAAAAUCGGCGAAAUAGUACCGUAAUUGUUUUUGGCGGAUCUUACGCUGGAAACGUGGCCUCUUGGGCUAGGCUCAAGUAUCCUCAUCUGAUUCAGGGUGCAUUAGCCAGCAGCGCUCCGGUUCUCGCAAAACUCGAUUUUAAUGAGUAUUACGAAAUCGUGACCGAAUCACUUCGUAAAUACAGUGAAAAAUGUGUCGACGAAAUAAAAACCGCGUUCGACGAAGUCGAGGAAUUAUUACACGUCGAGAAUGGCCCGCAAAGACUGAAACAAUAUUUCAAUUUAUGCGACGUGCCAAAUGUAAAAUCUUUCAACGACCUGGGACACUUUGGUAAUCUUUUAGCGGAGAGCUUCGCUAGUGUAGUUCAAUACGAUAAAGUGGAAAAUGGCCGAAGAAAGAUCGCCUCUUGCUGCGAGAACAUGACCGCUACGUAUUUGGGUAGCCCCCUUCAGAGAUUGGCGCAUUUCGUGUCAAGAAAAGACAAAUGUUUGAAAAACAAUUACGAAAAGUUCGUGACGCUUUACAGGAAUGAAACGUGGGACGCUCAAUCUGAUAUAGUGAGACAGUGGUACUACCAGACGUGCACGGAAUACGGUUAUUACCAAACAACGAAUUCAACGAAAUCAAUUUUUGGAUCCUUAUUUCCGUUGCUAUAUUUUACAAAUAUUUGCCAAGAUUUAUACGGCGAAUACUACAAUGGCGAUUUCUUAAAUAGCAGAAUUAAAAGAACAAAUAUAAUGUAUGGAGGAUUACGACCAGACUUGAGAAAUGUAAUAUUUACAAACGGAGAUAUUGAUCCGUGGCAUGCACUAUCCGUUCUUCAAGAUUUAAAUACAUUUUCUCCGGCUGUGCUUAUUAAAGGAUCGUCUCAUUGUCGCGAUUUGUACAGCGAUUCAGAUACAGAUGUCGAGGAUCUGACUCGAGCCAGAGUGAAAAUACGUGAAAUAAUUGCAAGUUGGAUCUCUUCUUAAACUUGUCGUCGUCCGAUUUCCACUUAGAAAAAUAAAAGAAAUAUUAAUAUAAGUGUAAGAAAA